AAAAAACAAAACAAAACAAUUUGAAAGAUUUGAAAAGAAGUUUUUAAAAUUUAAAAAGUCCAUAAAUAUUGUUUAGCUGAAUCUUUUAAAAUUUUUCAGCUUAAAAAUCUGAAAACUAAACAUAUUUUAAUGUAAAUAUAAUAAUUAAAGUUCCAAUUUUGCGAUAAAUUAAUUAAUUAAGAAAAAUCUUCUAUAACGAUUAACACAUCGUUUCUCAAUGAGAGGUUUUGUUUUAUUUUUGUUAAAUAUUUCUAUGAUUUUGUUUUAGCCAUUUAUUGAUAUAUUGAUUGAUCGACGUUAUAUACAAUCAGGCAAAAAACAUUUUCAAUAUAAAAAAAAAUAAAAAUAAAAAUAAAAUAAAUCUUAUUUAGGUAAAGCCGCAAUUCCAUAUACAAUGAUUGUAUCAUCUAUUAUUAUAUGGAUGAGUCUUUUGUGGUUACAACCACAUAAAGAAGAUCGUUUUGUUUUUCCCAUUUAUCCAUUAAUUAUUCUUAGUGCUUCAAUUAGUAUUAAUCAAAUAGAAAAUUUAAUUCCACGUCUUGUUCGUUUAAUAAAAUUAAAACGUGAUUCAGUUUUAUUUGUUCGUCGUUUAUUUCUUUAUUCAAUAAUAAUUGUUCAUGCUUUAUUAUCUAUAUCACGAACAUUUGCUAUUGUUGAUGGUUAUUCAGCACCAAUUCGUCUUUUAACUCAUUCUAAUACAACAAGCAUAUUUGAAAAAUCAUCAGAUCAACAUAUAAAUGUUUGUAUUGGAAAAGAUUGGUAUCGAUUUCCAUCACAUUUUUUAUUACCAGAAAAAUCCCAUUUAGUAUUUCUUCGUUCAGAGUUUACAGGUCAAUUACCAAAAGCGUAUAGUCACUUGAAAAAUGCAACUCGAUUAAUAGAGAAUCAUUUUAAUGAUGAAAAUAAAGAAGAAAUUGAUCGAUAUGUUAAUAUAAAUCAAUGCGAUUAUAUCAUCGAUCACGACAGUGAAAAUCCCAGUGAAAUUCAACCAAAUUAUAGUCAACAAUUUCAAAUAAUAACAUCUAUAAAAAUGAUUUUACCAUCAAGGCGAUCAAUAUUUCGUUCGUUUUAUGUUCCUUUUUUGAGUGUUCGGUCGAAUCGAUAUACUUUCUUACAUUUGUUAAAGUCUCCUAAAUUUGUUGAUGUUUCGAAUGAAUAA
Rotaria sp. Silwood2 is the source of this 1159-nucleotide messenger RNA. The record is from the annotation of a GenBank genome assembly. Lineage: Eukaryota; Metazoa; Rotifera; Eurotatoria; Philodinida; Philodinidae.